Messenger RNA from Fusarium tjaetaba, 2001 nucleotides. RefSeq lists its product as uncharacterized. Lineage: Eukaryota; Fungi; Ascomycota; Sordariomycetes; Hypocreales; Nectriaceae. The coding region runs from base 1 to 2001 and encodes 666 amino acids. The transcript has a single exon. The record is from RefSeq and is a predicted model, not a curated record.
AUGUCUUUGAGCACGAUAUCACACACUCAUUUGAACCAUGACGAUACUAAAUCGCUGUCGCUAUCAAGCCGACAUGGCCAUUCCCAAGGCCGUAGCAUGGAUGUUACGGCGUCGACUCUGCACAGAACCAGUCCUCUCGAUCUAGAUUUCGCCAAGAUUCGACCACUCAUUAAAUCGGGAGCGUACCUUGAACCGAUCGACACAAAUGUUCGCACCUCGAGCGACACUCAGGCCGUCUCUCCGACUACACCAAAUGAUCCCUCAACGUUGAGAUUCUCGUCCAACGCUGGCAUCAUUGAGCACUAUUCACAGUCUUGGAAUACUCAACACAACCAAGACGAUCGAGCAGAGCACGACUUCUCCGAGUUCGAGCAACUCAUCGGCCCCACAGCCGGCCAUGCUCCCCGGUGGCCAUUCAUCAAUGACGAUAGCCUAAAUACACCAGUUUCCCCAGAUACAGAGCCCUUAUUCCUAUCCUCCCGUACUCCAAUGACAAGGCCAAGGCCAAUAUACCAGAUCCAUGAAGGUCUAGAAGAUCUCGCCGAUCUAUAUGUUCCGCUACUAGAUUCAGUGCCCGAAACUGGGGAGGUAGAAACACAGCCUCCACGACCUCCACCUACACCCCGAACCGGCCACGGCAAGGUCAUGACUGCAGCCGAGUUCGAAGCUCUCCAAAAGCGCAAGGCCCGAGAAGAAGCUGAAAGGCGCUUCUACGGCAGCGAAGAAGAGGAUGAUGAUAAAGUAGACUACGAGUGUAUCGACGAUACCGAGGCUGUGAAUAGACAGAAAGCGCAGCGUAAGAAACAACAGGCGUAUCUCGAUGGCGGCUAUCGACAACAGAUGAUGAAGAGCACAAAUGGGCCUGAUCUCCCACCAUUGCGCGGUCACUCGCGCAUCUCUUCGUCGUGGUCUAUGAAGUCAUUCAAGACGUUUCAAGGUUUGCGAGAAGGCAACACCCCAAGGCAUGACAACGAAGAUGAGGAUGAGGAUGUGCCUUUAGCACUACUGCAGAUCCAACGACGGUCAGGCAGUAAAGCUCCAUCCAUCAUCAACUUCGGUCAUACGGGGAGAGAAUCCAUCUCGCAGCUCCUACCUCAUGACAACAUGAGACAAAACUCACGAACACCAAUGCCCGCAUUUGCAAUGGGCCUUCCGCAAGAUAUAUUCGCAGCGGCACCCCAAACUGCCUGGCCUAUGAACAACCAGCAACUCAUCCCAGGUGGUUUGGUCGGCGUCAUAGCGAGCGAAGAGCGUGCCAAGAAGGCACGCCGUGCCCCCCCAAGUACCGGCUUCCAACCUCUGCCUGACACCAACGAGGCUUUCAACUGGGGUCAGGCAGCGACUCAGCCGGUCGGAAUAGCGCAUUCUUUUGGCCUACCAGGGACGCAAACGCCGAUGGCCUUCUCCAGGCCUCAAACUCCAGUUGCCGUCCCUCAGCUGCCCCCACUUACUUCCAACCAAGAGAUGUUCAACUUCUUGCAGGCUCAGACUGAGGUUCUGAGAUCCAUGGCGACCAUGAACCAGAGAAGCACCCAACCUUGGAAUGCCUUCUCAGCUCAACAGUCAGUCAUGAACAUGGGGCCACCCGCUGCCGGGUCGGCGUAUGCUCCGUCCCUUUAUGCCCCUUCGAACUAUACAAAGUCGAAUUACGCCCCGUCAAAUUACGCAAGAUCUGUUUAUCAACAGCCCGGGGGAUAUGCAGCCUCGGUGGCACCAUCAGAACGCAACACGGUUGGUCUUCCAAGCCGUUACAGGCCAGUCUCCAAAGCUGUGAACCAAACACUUUCGGUAAAAGCGAGCAAGGACGACACGAUCUCUCUCAGUAACUGGAACAACAACAGAUCUAAUAUUCCUCGUACUAGUGUUGCCGUUGAGCAAGACAGCACCGAUGAUGAUGACGAUGACGCAUUCUGGAGAGCGAAAAGGGACAAAAGAGACAGAAGAAGGGCAAGGUUCAUUCAGGAGAAUGAUUUAGGGAUAAAGCCAGAAUGGAUCAACUAA